Messenger RNA from Trypanosoma theileri, 1299 nucleotides. RefSeq names its product putative fatty acid desaturase. Bases 1 to 1299 code for a protein of 432 amino acids. Gene Ontology annotation, cellular component: endoplasmic reticulum membrane. Gene Ontology annotation, molecular function: iron ion binding; stearoyl-CoA 9-desaturase activity. Gene Ontology annotation, biological process: unsaturated fatty acid biosynthetic process. The transcript has a single exon. The record is from RefSeq and is a predicted model, not a curated record. Lineage: Eukaryota; Euglenozoa; Kinetoplastea; Trypanosomatida; Trypanosomatidae.
AUGUCUACUUUAAAAAGUUGUGAUUCUCAGGAAUUUGCCAUAAACAAAAAAACUUCAUCUGAGGUACCAGAAUGGACAAAAGGGAACUAUGAGAUUAACUGGGUUGCCGUUGCUGUACUCUUUGUACCUCCGCUUAUGGUUAUUGCAGCUAUUUCAGCAGGUAUACCUCUUCUACAAAAUACUCUAUUAGUGGGUAUCUUUUUCUACAUUUUCAACGGCAUGAUUGGUAUCACUGUUGGAUAUCACCGUCUCUUUGCGCACAGAAGCUAUAUUGGACAUCCAAUACUGCAGUGGAUUUGUGCAUUCGCAGGUGCAGGUGCUUUUGAAGGAUCUGCAAAGUGGUGGGGUCGUAAUCAUCGCAUUCAUCAUCGUUAUAUUGAUACACCUAAAGACCCCUAUGAUGCUACCCGUGGUUUUUUGUUUUCGCACAUGGGGUGGAUGGUAAUGAAACAAAACUAUGCUCUCCUUGGCAAGGUUGAUGUCAGUGAUUUUAAGUAUAAUAAUAUAAUCCAGUUUCAACAUCGUCACUUCUUCAAGAUUGCCAUGGUGUCUGGCAUCAUUCUUCCAACCGUAAUAUGUGGUCUCGGAUGGGGUGAUUGGCUUGGAGGAUACUUCUAUGCUUCUCUCGCAAAAAUUGUGUUUGUGCAUCAUUGUACCUUUUUUAUAAACAGUUUGGCUCACACAAAUUUAUUUGGUGGAAAACAAAAUUAUUCUGAUCGACAUUCAUCUCAUGACUCUAUGGUAUGUGCACUACUAACAUUUGGAGAGGGUUAUCACAACUUUCACCAUGAAUUUGCACAAGAUUAUCGCAAUGGUGUAAAGUGGUACCAUUUUGAUCCAACAAAAUGGGUUAUUCGUUCCUGUGAAACUUUGGGACUAGCCUCAAAUCUUACACGUACUCCAAACGAUAUAAUUGAACGAAACAUGAAACAACUUCGUCAUAAGAAUUAUCUUGUGGAAAUCGCAAAACUUGAAAAACGGCUAAAAGAACUCGAACCUCCCAUUUCUGAGGAAUAUACGUGGAAAGAUAUUGAGGAUCUUGUCAGGCAAGGCAGAAAGCUCAUUGUAAUUGGAGAUAGUGUGAUUGAUGUCCAAAAAUCAGUUCCCACAGGCCCAGGCUACACCCACGGAGAUGAGAGAAUUGUCUGGUAUGAAGCCCACCCGGGCGGGAAAAAACUUCUUGACAUGUACGUUGGAAGAGACGCCACAGAAGUGUUUCUUGGUGGCAUCUACAAACACUCCCUGGGUGCCGAGGGUCUUAUUCCACACCUCCGUGUUGCAAAGAUUAAACGGGAAUGA